AUGGCAUCCAAUAAUGACGAUUCUUCAUCGAAUUUCUUCACGAAUGAUCUUGAUCGAAAUGAUUCUGAACGUGAUUUAUAUGCUAUAUUACAUAUUAGUAAAGAUGCAGAUACAACAACAAUUCAACAAGCUUAUCGUCGAUUAACACUUCUUUAUCAUCCUGAUAAACAUACAGAUUCACGUAAUAAACAAUUAGCUGUGGAUUUAUUUAUUCAAGUUAAAAAUGCUUAUGAUAUAUUAAAUGAUCCGCAAAAACGUGCUAUAUAUGAUGUUGUUGGAAUGAAAGGUUUAAAAGCUGAAGGAUGGGAAAUAAUAACUCGAACAAGAACAGCUCGUGAAAUUCUUGAUGAAUAUGAACGUCUUGCCAAAGAACGUGAAGAAAAACGUUUUAAUCAAAUAACAAAUCCAAAUGCAUCUAUACAUGCGACAAUAAAUUUAACUGAUAUAUUUAAUCAAAUAAAUUCAAUCGAUGAUAAUAAUAAUAUUUUACCAAAAAUUGAAACAACAGAAUUUACUGUUGAACAAAGCAUUGAUAUUCCAUUAACAAGACAAGAUACAGCAACAAUAAAUGCUGUUGCAACAAUACGUAAUGGACGUGGUAUAGGAUCAUUAACAACUUCAUUUCGACGUAUUCUUUCAGAUUUAUCUUGGUUUCGUAUUGAUUUAACUUAUGGUCAACGUCCUUAUAUAGGAUUUCAUUAUUUUCGUCGUAUAACACAAAAACUUCAAGCAAAUGUUCAUACAACAUUUAGUUUUAUUAUGAGUCGUAAAACUCUAGUUACAUCUGGGUUUAUUUUUUCAAUAAAUUAUCAAUUAACACAUAAUCUAACUAGUAGUUUACAAUGGAAAACAGG
This is a messenger RNA of Rotaria sordida, 854 nucleotides long. The record is from the annotation of a GenBank genome assembly. Lineage: Eukaryota; Metazoa; Rotifera; Eurotatoria; Philodinida; Philodinidae.